Aspergillus oryzae RIB40 is the source of this 891-nucleotide messenger RNA. RefSeq lists its product as uncharacterized. NCBI's taxonomy places the organism in Eukaryota, Fungi, Ascomycota, Eurotiomycetes, Eurotiales, Aspergillaceae. The record is from RefSeq and is a predicted model, not a curated record. Bases 1 to 891 code for a protein of 296 amino acids. The transcript has a single exon. Gene Ontology annotation, molecular function: DNA-binding transcription activator activity, RNA polymerase II-specific. Gene Ontology annotation, biological process: regulation of transcription by RNA polymerase II.
AUGACAGAAACACGAAACACAUUCCAUGAUAAUUUCAAUAAGGCAAUCUCUUCUCCCGAGAUUCAACAGAUUUGCAUGUCUUCUCCGUAUCUCAUGAAUGAGCUACUGGCCCUCAGUGCCCUACAUCUGAGCGCCUUGCAUCCAGCAGAGCGAGAGUUUUAUCGUCACCACGCAGCACAACUCCAAACGCACGCAUUAACAAUCCUCAACGGUAUGAAGCUCGAAGUAAACCAGGAGACAUGCAUUCCGCUCUUUUUGUUUGCCGGUCUUCUUAAUGUGCACCUCCUUUACGACGUAUUAAUCAACAAAGACCAAGAUUUCGAUCACUUCUUGGACCAACUGGUGAGCAGUUUUCGACUACACCGGGGGAUCCGUGCAAUCACCACGGAUUCAUGGGGCAUGCUUCGAGAGUCCCCAUUGAAGCCACUCAUUCUGGAUGGUGAAAAACGGUUUUCAAAGAUUACAGGACUUGACCCCGAAUGCGCCAGGCUCUUAGCCCUCAUCAAGGCGGCUAAACUAGGCCCCUCUAUCACCAAUACUUAUAAGCAAGCGAUAGAAUCGUUGCAACACGCGAUAGUUUCAUGCUCGUAUGGGACGCCAGGCGCUGGCAUCUCAGAGAUUACUGCCUGGCCGAUAUUGGUUUCUCCGGAAUAUAUUGAUCUCCUCUCGAUGCGAUGCCCUGAGGCUCUUGCGGUACUGGCGUAUUAUGCCGCUUGCCUUCAUACACGGCGCGACGUAUGGGGGUUUGGAGACGGUGGGCGAUUUUUGAUUGAAUCCAUCAUCACGUACCUGGGACCAAACUGGGCUGAGUGGCUGGAUUGGCCAGCCCGAGCUUUGGGCAAUCAUCAUCAGAGCUCGCAACGAGUUAAAAUUUCAAAUCAAAGCAAUUGA